Molecule: messenger RNA, 658 nt
Organism: Rhagoletis pomonella (apple maggot)
Lineage: Eukaryota; Metazoa; Arthropoda; Insecta; Diptera; Tephritidae
Exons: 2
Coding region: 10-312 (100 amino acids)
Source: RefSeq, a predicted model, not a curated record
GAACUAGAUAUGUCAUGUGAAAAAUCAUACGAUAAAUUCAUUCGAACUUCGUGGAGACGACUAAAAUGCAUCCGAGGCGCACGUGUAACACUGGCAAUUCGAAGUGUUUUUCAACAAAAAUUUGCCUUAGAAGACUCAGAUUUCGAUAAAACGUCACAAAAACAUUUUCAAUACGCGCACGACCGUAUUCUAAAAAGGGGCAAUCAAGACAACCGAACAAAAGCGACAGCAGCUGAAAACUGCAGCGUGACUGAAAACGACAGCGCGGCUGAAAACUGUAGCGCGGCUGAAAACUGCAGUACAGCUGUAUAAUUUUGACAUAUGUACCUUACGCGAGAUUUUAGACUAUUUGGAAAAAUUGCCAAAAAACAUAAUUUAACAAUAAUUCUUAAAAAAACAAGAAAAUGCAAUUCAGUUUUUAUUUUUUUACGAAGUAAUUUGUUCUUGUAAACCAGCGUCAUUUAACGUUUUUACAUAAAAAAGUAAAAAAUAAAUAAAAUUAAAACUGGUACUGCCGAAUAAUUUUGAUUUCUAAAUUUAAAUUAUUUAAAAAAGUGAACAAUCUUAAACACUUUGAAAUGUAAAUGAAAACUGCGGCACAACUAUUUUCAUAUUAAUAUUUUUAUGUUCAAAAAUUAAUAAAAGUCUGAAUGCAAUG